AUGUUCGCGGCGGGAAUUCCGCUGUUUGAUGGCUGGGAAUCUGCAUUUCCAGCUCGGCGUACAGAUUGUGACGUACUUUGCCAAGGUGGAAUAAAAGUAGAAACCCUCCCACCACCCCGAAGGGUUUUCCGCGCUUACCAAGGCAGGCAGCCGCACUGGAGCGCUCAGCGGCACGAGGGCGAUCCUUCCCCUCAUCUCGCCGUCACUGAAGGUGCAAUAUCACUUACACUGAUAAAAAAGCCUGCCCAGAAGUUCGGCAUUUGUUUGUCAGAAAUAUGUGAGGAUAAAACAGCUCCUAUAUCUCAAAAGCAGCCGAAACUUCUGACUGCUUGAAAAUGAGCAUGACUAACAGCACAGGCUUAAGACAUGUCACAUGUCAGUCUGCCUAAAUACUGGGGAAGAACAUAGAGAAAAUCUACGUGGCAGGUUUGUUGACUGGACAUGCUGUGUGUAAUCAAACGUACUACAUGGAUUCUUAAAGAUUUGUCAACAAGAAGAAAUGAAUCAGCAGAACUACCCCAGUGUAACUCAACAUGUGCACAAUGCAGCUGUAGAACCGCGGGCACUACAGCCACGCUGAGCCCACGGACGCCGUGAGCCCCAUCGUCCGAGUUACCAGGCAUCUUCUGAGACUCCAACUCCGGAUUACUCCUCUACAGCUGAAAGCGUGCAGAAUCCCUCGGACUCGGCGCGCCGGGUCGCUGUGUGAGGCUGCCGGGCCCUCUCUCCCGCCUCCCGCUUCCAGGCGGGACGGGAUGGACGGCGCCUCGCCCUCCCCGCCGCGGAACGUUUAGAGGCCGGAACCUUCCGCCCGCCUGGCGGGGAAGAGGCGGGGGAAGAGAAAAGAGCGGACGCGGCGCCGUCGCCAUUGCACAGGUUCCGCUCCCGCCGUCGCGGCCGCCGCCAUUCCCGGCCUGUCCCGGCCAUGUACCGGCCGGGAUUCCGCGCACCGACACCUCCCUACGCUGGCGGCGGAUUCCGGAGCCCUCCCUCCGGCGGAGGACCCCUGCCGCCCUCUCCGCGGCGCUACGGGAGCCCCCACCAGACGCCGCCCUACGGCCAUCGGCCCGGGCCGUACGGCAGCGGCCUCUCGCCCCGAGGCCCCGGGUUCCACGGGCGCUUCGGGAGCCCCUCGCCGGGGGCUCAGACCCCGCGCAGGCCGCAGAGUGUCAGUCCCCGGUACCCGGCUCCGUACGGCGGCGCGUCCCCGGCCGGAGCGCCUCUGCACCCGCCGCCGCAGCACAAGCGCUCGCCCGGCGGCUUCCAGAGGCACUUCCAGGGAUCACCCAGGACAUCUACUCCAUUUGGUACAGCGCAUGGCAGAGAGAAAAGAGUGUCUAAUGAUGUGGAAAACUAUUACAGACCUUCAAUGCUUGAGGACCCAUGGGCUGGCCUAGAGCCAGUGUCUGUUACAGACAUAAACCAGCAAUACAGCAGUGAGCAAACAACAUGUACUACUAAAAAAGGGAGGUAUUUCAGCUAACACUUUUAAAGACCAAAUAAUUCCAUCUUGUCAGGAAAACUUUGGGACAGAAUCUUUACACUUACACAAGAUGAACAAUAAUCAAGACCUUAGAUAAUACUUUUAUUUCAUCACGUCCACCCUUUUAUCCUACCUUUUUUUUAUUGCAUUGGAUAUUUUUACGUAUGGGAGGCAAAAGGAGUGGUGGGAAAACUUACAUUUUUGGCUAUGUGGAAGUGCCUACCAGCUCUGAAGAACAAAGUGUUCUUUUAUCACCAGCGACUGAUUUGCGACUGUUAAAACAGGUUUCAUAUACUUACCUCUCCCAUGCCAGAUUGUUAGCCUUCUGUUGUAAAGUCUCUUAGGAAGUGGUAUUUUUCAUGUUUCAACAUUUUUAGAUUGAAAUAACUUGGAAAUAAAAUAAAGUUUUGUAAAUCUUUGUUUUGUAACGUAUAAAGAAUAUUUUAGGAGUUUUGUUAAGGUGAACACAUUAACACAGUAAUUCACAACACUGAAAUUAGGUGACUUCUGUAAGUGUGCUUGUAUGCUGUAGUUAACAUCUGGUUUUGUGCAUAAUAAUUUUUGUUAAUUGCAGUGUAAUGUGAAGUUGAAACAUGACUUAUAGCCAUCUCAGGAAACAAAUGUAUUGGUUUUGGAAAGUUUAAUUUGUUGAACAAACUUGAGUCACAAACUUAAUUCUGGAGUUAUUUGCUUUUGUGUUUAAAAAAAAAAUAUAUAUAUAUGGAUCAAUAUUAGAAAUUUCUGGAUUAUAGGAACAAGUCUGUUCAUUGACAGUUUAAGUCAAGAGAAUGCAUAAAACAUAAAGCUUAAGUAAAUGCAAAUACUCUUUCUGGAUCCACCUGCUAGAAUAGUACAGAAUGAGUGACAGUUUUUGUUACACAGUUGAUGUUAGUACAUGCAUAGCAUCUUUUUUUAAUGCAUUUUAUAUUUUUCAAUUAUUUUAUAUUUCAUUACCAGGAGAAUUGUUUUGUGUGUGUACAUGCUAUAUUUUUAUACUGAAGAGGAAAGCAAUGCUUUGGGUUUUUUUAGAGCUUGUCUUUACAUGGAAGAUCCAUGCUUAAAUCCAGGAGUAAAUAUCAUAAUCUAGAAUAAAAAAGACAUAGUUCCAGCUGCAGGCUUGUUUUAACUUGCCAUGUUAAGUCUGCAGUAGUUAGAUAAAUUUAGAUAAAUUUGUUAUUGAACUAUUUGUUUGUUGAUCUUGGCUUUUAAGCCAAGGCAGAGUGGAAAAACUUUGUUAAAUAAAACCAUUAGCUUAGUUUUCAAAAUGCAUGUGUUCUUUUAAGCUUCUUACGUACUCAAAACAUAUUUUUGUAGUCCUGAGGCACGGUUAGGUAGAAAAGCACAGGAAAUCCCAUUAAACUGUUCUUAGUAACUUGUCUUUUGCUGAGGUAGAAUAGUCCACUGUACUCUUUAUCUGUUUCAGCAUAAGAUGUGUUAGGUUAGUACUGCCUUCAGGAACAACUUCAGACUGUAAGGGGAGGUUAAUGUGUUCAAAUGUGCUGAGUCUCUUGUACUCUUAGGACCACAGUCUAAAGUAUGUCACUUGUGUCUUCCCCCGGUUCACCCUAUUAUUUUAGUAUUAUAUCCAAAAAGGCUGCCUCAAGAACUGAGAACAUAAUGCCUGCUGGAUAUCACGAAUGGUUAAAUCUUCAUCCCAGAAUCCAAAAAUGGUGCCUUAAAUGGCAGCUAUCAGUAUUGUAAUUUGUAAUAGGUACCAGCUAAACUGAGACAACUUGACAAGUUGUAGAAUUUAUACAUAAGUUAAACAUCACUGUGAAAAUUGAAGUGUAAAGUUUUCUUUCUUUUUUUGUUUUUUAAACAUUGUCAGGUGAUUUUAAGCUCACAGAAAAAAAAAAGUUGUAGUGUGCUUAUUCAAGUGUCCUGUUUCAUUGCCGUUUCCCAUGUAAUUAAAAUGCAGUUUAUUUUUUGCAAUAUUUGGUGAUCUUGGAGAAACAAGUAUGAUUUUAUUUAAGAGAGUGAAUUCAUUAUGUGUUCUCAGUUAGAUGUGAUAAGAGUCUGGGUUUGGAAGGGAGAAAGGAAAGGGAUUUCUGAAAGAAAAGAGACUGUUAGAGGUGGGACUUCUUACACAGUAAGAAGUAUGAGCUGCCCUUGCACAUUGCAAAGAUGGAUUUUUCCACUUAGGCAUUGCAGUUGAGCCAGGCAUCAAAGCCAGACUCCUCUGGUAAUAACUCCUUGAACCAGGUGUCAGACAUCAGUGAAAGUAAAUGUUCCAGAAAGAGAACUUAGGAAAUAACUAUGAAACACUAUUUAAUCCAUGCAGACCUUCCACAAUGCCGUCUAUUAAAUUGCUGCUUCAGUGCACUUCAGGACAUGACUCAACAAUUUUAAGUACAUCAUACUGCUAAAGGCUACAGUCAUUUGGUCAAGAAUCAGCACCAAAAACUUGAAAAUUAUUCACUUUUCUGGCUUCUGGGAGAAAUUCUGUAAUUACAGUAAAAUUUAAAUAUGUCAUUGUUGAAGAGCUGUAAAAUGCAUGAACACGUGUUCAGAACUAUAAAUAUAAUGUUCUUAAAGUCAAUUUAAGCUUUGCCAUUUUUGCCAUGAUAUCUAUGAAGCUUAAGAACAUACCUCCUCACCAGUUCUUUCUUCUUUUUACCAUUUGGCAAACAUCUGAUGGAGAGCUCAUUUGUUAAUGAAGCCACUUCUUAAUACCGGUAUGACUCUGGAAAUAGCACGUGAAGAUAAAAUGUAAAGCACAAAAUACAUCAUUUUUUCAUGAGGCUGUGAAACAAAAUAGUGCUUAUGUCUUUUUAAUGAAGGGAUUGCUCUGAAUAUAUGGGGAUUGCUCUUUCUUCAACAGGCUUCAUAGAUUUGAAGGUAAGUUAGCUUCUUUUUCAGAAGUUUGGGUUCAUACACUUUACCAUUCUGUUUUGUUCUCUUUGUGUUUGUCUGUCAAGUCCAUUUGACUUUCUCUUCAGUUUUUGUAAAGUGUAAUUCAUUACUAACUCUUCCAGUAAAAAUUUAAUUCACUUGUUGCUCUUUGCUCCUGUGUUUAAAAUUGAACUGCAUCACUACUACAUUAACAGUAACAAGAAAAUAAAUCAGCUGAGAACAUGCGUAAUGCAGCAAUACACUGGGUGGGUAGUAACCUCAGGAUGUGCACUAUAAUAGUUCAAACUUCAGGUUUGGGUUUUCAUUCCAGCUUUAUAAUAUGGAAUAUUCAUUCUUCUGUGGCACUCAGUACACACAUUGAUACUGCUAAAUAAUUUAGCAUAUUAAAAUUUAAAUUAAAAUGUUAAACUCCUCCUCUUUAGAAUUUGAAUUAAUGCAUUGAGAUGUGGCACUUUCCUAAUGUCAAAGCUGGGAACACUUACCAGGUAAAAUGUGUCUGGUUAGCAGAUUGGAUAACUGCUUUUGAAGUCAGGUUGCUUGUCUUGUUAAGGACAUCUUUAUGUGCUCUUUAUAUAAAUUAUUUCAGUAGAAAUCAAAGUGGGGAGCAUUUGAAAAAUGAAUUAUAUGGAAAUUCUACAAGUAGCUGUUCACCUUCCUUCUAAAGAAAAGAUUUUUUUAUAGUGUGUUUGGUUUUCAAGCUGUGCUUCUGAGUAAUUUCAUUGAAGUCAUAGGAUUUGCUCAUGCAACUGGGAUAUGUAAGUAUCUGAUGUUACAGUUUGAAAAUUCUGUCAUCCAUUUAUCCAUCAGUGCUUUUUACCAGCACUGCAGUUCAUUCCUCUGCCUAGCAACUGCUCUGAAUUCAAAUAUGGGAUUUUAUACUUUACUGUCUUGCAGUGAAUUAAACUCAUUCUUAGAAUAUUUUCCAAAAUUCUCAAGAGUAAAGACUGUUCUCUUUUCUCCAAAUCUUGGUGCUUGCCUUCCUUCUAUCUUGGAACUGGCAGAGGAAAGGGAGAAUUGCCUACACUGAUGGGUGAAGAAUCAUGUAAUGAUUUUCAUAUCUCAAGCGUUCAGAAACUUGCAUACCAAUUGACAUAGGGAACUAGAUAAACUUUUUUGUCAUUUGAGAUGGUUCAAACAACUUUUUACAGCACAAGAAAUGAAAGAAAUCAAGUUGUGUUUAUGCUCAACAGUAAUGCAGUUUCAGCAUUCAGUCAUUAAUUCACAAUCUUUUUUUUUUUUGCCUGGAGUAACUUCUUGUAUGUCUCAAAAGGCACAAACUGUUUCAGUUUAAUUCUCUGCCAUUUUCACUUAAAUGUGAUUUUGCUGACUUAGAAUUUAACAAUAAUUUUUCAAGCUGGACUUCUGAAUUUUCUUUUACAAAAUUAAUAACUCUUGAAUGUUAGAUCUCAAAUCUAGGCCUUCCCUUUAAACUAUUUUAGAUCUGGCAAAAAAGGCUUUUUCUUAUCCCCAUUGUUUCCUUGAUGAUACUAAGAAACCUUGGCCUCCUGGGCUAGGGACAGCUGGGCAGAUGCUUGGUGUGUGGCCAUCCUUCCUGUCCUAGAGGUUACCCCUAGACUUUGGCCAUUCCAGGAGCUGUUUUGAGACAAAUAGUAAUCCAUUUUGCUUCACCAGCUUUAUAUGGAGUUCAGACCACAUCAGGGGGGUUGGUUAGUGCACAUCCUGGAUUUUAAAUUCCAUCAGCAUCUUCUGCAGUAAAAUCACAGGUGAAUGCCACUGCUGUUUUUUACUCAUCUAUGGCUGUUGCAUAUUAUUGUUCUGAACUAGUCAUGUAAACAUUUGUAUACAAGAAUGUAUCUCCUGCAGCUAAAAGGGGUCAUACCAGUACAGUUCCAGAAUGAAAUUUUUAAUGCUGCUGACAGUCAUGCUAUUAUAAUCUGCACCAAAAGUCUGUAUGUGCUACCCUACUUCUCUGUAGCAGUAACCAUGCUCUUUGAUGCUUUAUUAAACUGAACUUAAACCUGGUAUCCAUAUGUAUUUUGCCACAGUCUUAAUUGCUGUGUAUUCAAGGUAGUUAGAGUCAAUUGGUAGAGUCAAUUGGUUCAAAUCCUUGUCGUAUGCAUGAGGAAAUUCCUAUGAAUUCAAGCUGCUGAACAUGAUGUUGAUGGAAUUGUUAGUGUACCAGUAAAGGGAAGAACAAAACUUCUUUCACACUGAUGGCAAAUGAUUAUCUUUUCAAGCAUCACAGAGCUGCUGUUAAAACAAGGGAAGAGGAAUCAAUUGACAGCUUCUGUGGAUGAUUGCACAGCAUAAAGUACAAAUAACAGGGCUGACAUGAGCUUUAAAAAGCACUGAUUGCCAGCUUGGGAGUAGUAUCAUCAAUAAUUGGAUUGUAAGUAGCAAUUGCAGUAUUCUUAAAUCAAACCACCACCUCCUGUGGCUUUAUGAAGAUUUUUAGGUUAAUGUAAAAGAAGGUUUUGAGCUAUAUUCCCUUAACAGAUGUUGGAUGUUAAUGUUGCUAUUCCUACAACUGAGUUUGCAGAAGAGACUGUCUUCAUCACUUGUCUUCAAAGUUUAGUUUCUUUGCCUUUUUUUUUUAAGCUAAGAAAAAACAGGAUUUGAAAAUCUCAGGGAUGCUAACAAAGAUAAAAGGGAGAAUUAACAUGUGCAAAUGGUCCAAGAGUACAACUUGAGUAAAUAACUAUAAGAAGGCACUGAGAAAUUAUUAAUUACUUGGCAUUGCACUUUCCUAAGGCUGUUUCCCUUGUCUGUAAAUUUUUGAUAGCCUCCUGAUUCCUAUGGCAAUUAAAUUACAGUAAGGAAAAUUACUGGGUUGUUAAUUUCCACAUGUUGGAAAGCUGUUUGCACACUAUGGGCAACAAGUUAAGAAACAGUGGUAACUGUUUACAAAUGAAUGAGCAGCCAAAUUUCGUCUCUGUUGGAACUGAAGACAGCUUGCACUACCAGCAGCAUUCCUGUCCUUAGAAUAGUGUCUAAAAUAAAAUACCAAGCACGUGGAAAGCUUGUGCGAAGAACCUUUGAAUCCAUGUUUUCAAGGUACCUGUUGCAUCUCGUUGCAUUUUCUGACAGUAUUUCAUUUCCUCUUACAACAAUUGCUGCAUGUUUUAUACGUUGGCUGUCCUGUAGCCUGUCAUCCUCACUGCUGUGACAUGAGGAAGAAAUAGUUAUUCUGUGUACUUUGUGAAUGUACUACUGGUAACAGCCCAGUUUAGUUUCUGCUAUUAGAUCAUCCCAGUACACACCAACCAAAUUUCUAUGGUCUUACAGCUUGCAAAGUAGAUUCUAGUACAUUAUUAAACAUAUCCACAAGGCUUUGUGAACGUCAUAUUUCAAACAAACAGUUUAAAGGGACCUACCAAAAGUGUUUUUCUUUAACACACAUAACCCCACCCAACUCUAUCCAGAGAAAUAACUUAGGCAGGUUUACCCUAAUUUUUCCUCUCCAGAGAGUUUUCUAUUGUCUCUUCCUUUCCCCCCACCCCAUUGUUGUUUUGUUUUUUUUUCAAUAUUGUCCAUACAGCAGCCAUAAGUUAAGGCUCCUCUGCCUUGGUUUUCCAUGGAAAUAAGCAUAUCUUCUCUACCCUUUCCAUUGGCAUAGGCUCACUCCACCCUUCAGGGCUCUGCUGAAGGGUUUGAUGGAAUUGGUGUCAUUCAACCACCCAGCACAUUCAGCCCCUACAGGUCCUGUUUACAUUGCUGGAGAUGACAGAAUUAUGGCAACAAAUAAAGUCACACAGAUCCCUGCUGACUCAUCUGAAUGAGCCUGCAUUGGUUGAGUGGUGGACUUUGUUGUCACAUGUGCAGUGAGAACUGUACAACACAGGCAUGACCUUGCCAUAGUGACCACGCUUCAGAUUUAAAAAAAGCCACUACUGAACAUGCAGACAAAUGGUGUUCACAUCUGUGCUAAACAUUGCAAAUUUAGCAAUAAUAAACAGGUAGUCACACUAAAAAGACAACAGAAAAAGUGUGUAAGAAGAAGGUAUGGAAAAGUGUUGCAUUGAUCCUAGUUCUUUCUGGUAGCUUCCCAACACAACCACCUCUUAAAUACUUACAUUUCCACUAAGGGUAGCCUCAUUGACAGUACACCAAGUUGGAUGGAGGAAAACUACCCCAUGAAAGCAUAAAAUCAGGUAUUCUUGCUCCAGCAACCACAGGAUAUAUUACUGUUUUUAAAUCCAUGAAUGACAAGAAAGCAGAUACGCAUUUUUGAGAGAAGUGAGUUUGGUGGGCAGCAGAAAUAAAAAGGUUGUCUGCCUAGGGACCUUUCCUAUUUAAUAUAUUUAAUCAUUUACUGCCAGUUUGAAAAGAUAGUUCAACUUCAGUCCAGCACUUUAGUGCUAAAUUCUACUUAGACCCUUUUGAACAGCCUGAAGAUCUGCUACAGAGCAACUGCUUUCAGUCUUGAAACCUUUCAAUGAGCAGAAGGAAAAGCAAGGUUCUGGUGUCAUUCUAACUGUAUAAUAUAUCAGAGAAAAACAGCAGAAACACAUCCAGUCAAAGCAUAUGGCUUUAACAGCAACUAGUCUAUUUCUAUGUAAGCAUCCCAAAAUAAAUAAUCCAGUCUCAGGCCUGGCAAGGAUCAUCAAUUCAGCCAGCUUGCCCCUCCAGCACCUCCAGGCGUGGAGACAAUGCGGUGAAAGGGUCUGCAUCUUCAAAACCCACCAUUUGCACGAAUCGUUCUCAGUCAUUUGUAAUAUCACAAAGCAUCAGUACAGAACAUGGGCAAGAGUCCAGAACAUGUUAAAAGUGUCCCCAUAAGGGACACAAAAGGGUAGAAGAAGGCUGAAGAAAGGUAAGACCUGCAUUCAUUCCCUCACUUUGUUUCUUCACAGGCUCCACAACAUUGUGGCCUGCAUUUUCUCUGGAGUCACUUUCCACAAGUAAAUCCCAAUAUUCUUUCUGUGGUGGACAAUUCAGUUGAACCAGAUUCAGUUGAACUCUCUUAAUAGACUUCCAUUCUUUUGUGACUUAAGCCAUCCACAAAUUUUCUUUUAUUCUAAAUGUAUUGAUUUAUUAUAAAAUAAACAUUUAAUUUAUGAUUCAGAGCUAUGGGUAUCAGAAGGAGAUUUUUCAAUUCUGAACUAUCACUGUUCCCCUAGUUGUGACAAAGCAAAUAUAAGUGUUUUCAAAUCAUACAGAUUAAGAUUGAGUAUUUUGAAAUGUGUUUCAAACUAAGUUUGCUGAUGGCUGGAACGAGAAAGUUAAUUCCAGUGAGCUUUUCCAACAGUGAGUCUUAGAAUGGGAGCUGCUGUGAUGAUCUUUUUUAUAAUAAUGUUUUUGCAGCAACACCAGUUGCAAAGCAUUUUACAAAGGUACUUCAAUCUGUAACAUGUCUGCUACUUUUUCUGCCUGCAGUUUUCACUCCUGCUUCAUUAUUUUUGUCCUGAGUUCCUGUUGAAUUUUGUUUAUUAUUAAUUCUUUUUACUGGUUGCAAGUUUUAAGUAUCUUUCAAAAUGGUAAAGAAAAAUUGAUUUUAAAGUUCCAAGUAGUAUCUAUACAUAUUGAGUCCCAAAGAGUGCAUGAAAUUAAUAACUUGGAUGAUUCUCAUUGUGAAGAGGUAUGGGAUACAGACCUUUUCAGUAUCGAUAAACUAAAGCUGUAAGUAAAAUACACUUUUUACUAAGAAAUGCUACAUAUAUUUUGGUCAUAUCCCAAAUCUCACUGUCCAUCAGUUGGUGGUAGAAAGAAUUAAAUCCUGUGAAAUCCUGCACAAUGUAAUGUCUGAACCUCACCUGGCAACUCCCACAUAAAACCACCAGUUUUGUUUAAACCACAUCAAGGACACUUAAUAUUUAAAGAUUUGCCUUUGUGGUAUCCCAGGCAGAAAGAGUUAAAACAAUUCACAGCUUUUUCUUGGAAUUUCCUUCUCCUCUCCGGAGAGGUCUGUUCUGGGGUCAUGUAAACACAGACAUCUGCUCGCUGUCACUUCAUCCUUAUUUUGAAUUCAUAAGAAUAGAAAGAAUCCCCGAGGGAGUUCCAGACCAGGCCACUUUCAGCCACCAGCCCUCCAUGCCUUUAUCCAGUAAAAAGGCAGAUGAACUGAAGGGGCUCAUACAUAUUUCAUUAACCUUCUGGCUAUGAGUUUUGUUAAACUUUGAAGUUAAUAGUACAAUUCAUUCUGUCUGAAAAUAGUAUCAAACCAAAUUUAUUUUUCAUAUAGAAAGUGGACAAAACUUCUAUAUAUACCUAAGGUGUGUAAAGGAAAUUGUGAAGUACAGUAAGUUUAUUAGUAAGAAAACCAUUAAACCAAAGUUGCUGUCUUAAAAAAAAAAGUUUUCUAGGCAAAGUCUGGUAUUUUAGUGAAAGUCUCUCCAUCUCUUGUGCUUCUCUUUGGAGAUACAAACAACCUCUUUAUAUGUGAUUUAGAAAUCAGGGCUCAUCUUUUAAUUACUUUGCUGCUCUGUUACUCCAGACAGCCAAGUGUGGAAGACCUGAGUAAAUAGGAGAACAGUGAUUCACAGUUGUAGAAAGAGCUUUAAUCCCUACAUCCUCCUAAACAGAAAUUCACCUUACAGAUGUAAACAUUGCUUUUAAUAUAAAGUUAAACCAACAUAUUAUUUGUAUUUCAUUAAGCAUCAAAUCAGUCUUCAGAGGGGAUAACGUUAUUAGUCCAACAUUUUGCAUAUGGGAAAAGGAAUGAAUAGCAAGAGGAGAUGUCUUGCUUAAGCCUUAUUAUUGUUUCGUGGCAGAAGAGAACCUGGUGUUUUCUGCCCUCUCUAUUGCAUUCCGUAAUCAAUAACAUUUUCAGAUCAAGUUUCAAAUGCAUUGUGUUCCUAGGAGGAGGGAUGCCCAUAGAAAAUCAGCCAUGCUUUCCAACACAUGGCAAUGAUAUGUGGUAGCUGUUUAAUUCUGUGAGAAUCUCUCUCACUCUCUGCUAUAACUGUUCAUUAAAUGUUCCAAAUUCUGAUAGAGCUCUGGAAAGAACUCCUUAAUUUUCUCAAGCACCUUUCAAAUCUACUGUAGAGAAUAAAUAUGUACUCAGAAACAUUCUCUUAAGAAAAGAAUAAGCAUUCAAGGACUUUGAAUAGAUGAGAAUUUCCAUUAUUUCUUUGAUAACCUGCAUGCUCGUGUGCUUCACAGCUUUCCAGGAGAGAGUCUUCCAUGGCCAAAAUAUGUAUACCAAAUUAUACAUAAUUUUUUAAAUGGAAGGUGGUUUUGUUAAAAACCCCCAACAUUAUUUAAAAGGGAAAUUCUGACAUUGGAGAAUUAAAUAGAAAUCCCUGCUGAAGUUAACAGGGAUUCUGGUUUUCAUGCUUAGUCUGAACUAAAAUCUGCAAUGACAUCAGGAACAAUUGCAACCUAAGAUAAUAGUUUUUAAGUUUUUAUUCACAAUACCAUAGCAAUGGAGGUCACAAUCUCCUUAGAAAAGGAAUAUUUACUCUAUUGAAUUUCACUGCAUAUGGAAAUUAUUUAUGCUGUAAUCAGAAGCAUAGCCCCUUCCAGGGGAAGAUUGUCAAGCAAUUAUCAUGGAGCAAGCCAGUCUUUAGCUCACUAGGCAUUGAUUUAACAAGACCUUUUUUUUUUUUAAUGACCAGUAUCUUCAUAACUGAUUGAUACUUAAUGUGAUGCAGCACCUGCUCUCUCAGUCUCCUGAGGUUCAGCUUUUCAGAUUAAUGUGUCAGAAAGCAAUUGUGACAGUAUUAUAAAACGUAUUGUAAUAAACUUUCUAUGCCUCGGAACAGAAAAAUAAUCCACAAAUUGAUUUCCAGAGUUGAAGCUUCAGGUUGUGAAAGGCUUUUUGGCUGGGGACUCUUUUUGGACAGGAGCUUUAAGUGACAUCAUCACUUGCUAAAGCACAGAACUGUCACCAUAAUUUUAAGUCUUUUCAUGCAUUUUAUUUUUUAAAAGCUACAGAAAAUCAAGUCUAAAAAUGUUAAUGGCAUUUCUGGUAGUGGUCAAGCUGCAGAUGCUGAAUUUCUAUUCCAGCAAUAUGUAAUACUUCACAUGAUGUAAUGAUGUUUUGCAAAACACAGGGUGUAUAAAUGUUACAAACCUGAGUUCUUGCUUUUUAUGACUACCUACAGAGUGCUUAAUGACAACUUGGGGCAGUUUUUGCCUUCCCAUUUAGGCACAGUUUUAGAACUGCUCUGAAGUACAGUAGGAGCUGCCAGCUUCCCCUGUGCACUUUGGAGCAUCCCACCAAUAAGAAAUCUAAUCCCAUUUGUUGGGUCUGGUUAUGUGCUGAUGAAUAUAAUAAUGCUGCUGUGGAUGUGUUCUCUGUCCUGCCCUGCGAAAUCCUUCAGCUGAGUUACAUGACUUGCCAAGGCAUGACACAAGCAAAUGGUAGUUUUUUGGAAAGGGUGGAGCCUGUGUCCUGUUAAACACUCUGCACAGCAAAGCAAGUGCUUUUGCUUUUUUCAUGUUGGUAUUGUCUUGUUAAGCUGUUAUCUCUGCAUUGUGUAGAAACUUGGUCAGUUAUCACCCUUUCCUAUAGCAGGAGCUGUUUUAAAUAUCCAUCACACUUAAAACACUAAACAUAGAUUCCCUCAUAUUGAGUAUCAGUGAAGAAUCUGUAUUUGAUCUUCUUUCUAUUCUGCAUUUGAAUCCUGACUUCUUCCUUUUAGCUGCAGCCUCUUAUGUUGUCAGAAGGAGGUUUUAAACAUUUUUAUUUCCUCAAUAUAACUGAUCCCUCUCAUUCUCAUAGCAUUUUUCUUCCAGAUUCUUUGUAGAAAAUUGAUGAUUUCACCUAAAUUUAAACUACCUGCUUCCUUAUUAUAUUAUGGACCACAGUGGCCAUAUUCCCUUCUGUUGGAUGCUCCUUACUCCCCUUCUGCUCUUGCCACCACAAAUAUGUCAUAUGGAUUAAAUAUUUAGACAGAAACAUACUUUAGUCAAGACAGGAAGAAGCCUCAUAUUGGGACUGCAUCUCAAACAAUCCAAUACUAUUUGAUGGAAAUACUUAUUCAGUGCUUUGAUUUACCGCUUCGCAUAAGGAAGGGCAUUGUGUAAUAGUUUUUACAAUACAAAAGCUCCAUAAUGCUGAAAUCUUAAUACAGGACUGAGGAAUGAAAAAGAGAGGGAAGGGAAAAAGAAAAAAAAAACAAUGGAAGAGGUUGCAGGGUAGCAACAAAUGACAGGCACUUAAAUAAAGCAUGCAGAAUGUUUCCCUGAAUAUGAAGAAACAAUUUGCAUUCUAACAGUUGAGACUAGCAAGAAAUAUCCAAACCCAAAGUGAACUGGAGCUUCCCAGGAGAGAAGUUGAAAGAGAAGGUCAUCUCCAAUUCACCUGAUGCUAAAAGCUGAAACAGGGUUAAAUUUCUGACAAAACAGGUCUGCAAAGUUCUCUUGAAUUUGUUGGCUGUUUUAUCAUUAUCCCCAAAAGGCAGCAUUGUCAUGGCAAGUAUGGUUUGCAAAUAAAAAUUAUUAAUACUACUUGCAUGUCUUGUUUCACUGUCUUGUGUAACCAUAUGUGCUUGCUUGGAAGUCUCACAGCAGGACCUGUAAUCCAUAACAAGAAGCAGUCUGGGGAGAAAAAUGUAUAUAGCUUCUAAAAUCUGCCAGGUUUAGAGCAAUACAUUUGAUGAUGUGGAAUUGCCAAACCAUCUGCAGGUAGGUUUUAAACUAUUAUUUACUACUCCUCAUAUACAGCAUUAAUAGAUUCCUGUUCAUUUCAUAGUUCUCAGUCCAUUCCCUACCCCCUCCCCAUCACAAACAAUUUUUAGAAAAAAUGGGAUUUAAAAAUGCUCACAAUUAAUCUUUGUUCUGCAAAGAAAGCCAGAAAGUGCCUGUGCAGUCAGAAGGUCCACUGCCUUCUUUGUCCUGCGGGCAAGGAUUCCAGCACAGGGAUGACAUGAGUUUUCAAGAGUAUUUGUGGGGCAGGAAAGGUUACAGGACUUCAUAUGGAUAACUUUGGCUGCUGUUUUUGUCUGCUGUGCACAUCAUCCUUUGUUUUCCAGUGCAGGGAUGUGUUUUAAGUUUAGCUCUAGUGUAGGAAGGCUGGGAAUGGCCUGCUCCUCUUCUGUGACUUCCAUGUAUUUUUUGGUACUGGGUUAGCUGCAAAGCAGAAGUCCUAAUUUUUCAAUCCUACAUUGAUUUGCAGGUAGUUUCUGACAUCCAAACACUCUCUGAAGGGCAAUACCAGUAAAGAAAACCAGAAAAUUUCAAAAACAAACAAACAAAAAAAACCCACCACCAAACCAGGUCUUACUUUGAAACCAUUCCUGUAGAUCCUUUUUGCAAUUGGUAAGGAUGAAGGAGAAUGAAAAUAAGUAAGUAAUGAGCUCUUCCUUACUCCUUGUUCAGGGAAAAUCACCUCCUAAAGUCAGGCUUCUGUUUAGUUCUCUGUGCAGCCCAUUCCUGUCUCAGGGUGACCUGGAGACAGAGCAAGGAGAGAAAGUGACACUGGCAGCUCUUAGGGCAUUGAUGCUCAGAGAGGCUCCCAAAGGCAGGGCAAGCAGACAUCAGUGCUUCCUGGCCACAGCCACAUGGGCAAAACCAAGAUCCUCGAAAGGCUGUAGAGAGUGUGCUGUUCCCCAGUGUGGAACCUGCUGACAUGCUUUACACAUUUGUAAAACAGCUCUGAAAAGAACUUAAAGGAGGAAACAAAAAAGGCACCUAUUUUAAACAUUGCUGUGCAUUAAACACUUGCUUCCAGCUAUGUCCUCUAGAAACUAAUUCCACAGCCUAGCAUGCAGGAGGGAGUGCAGCAGAGAGACAUCUGCAGAAGUCAAAUACUAGCCACUCAUUCCCCCAAGUUACCUUAAGGGCAGCACACAGCUGUUAGUUCUGCUUGUGAGUACAAGGCUGGUUUCUGUAACACUUACCCUCGAGUAUUCCCCUUUGUAACCAGCUAUGUCUCCUCUACAAUGUAUUUCCUAAUAAUUAAAAAAAAAUCUUCACAAACUCCCUUUGCAAAAAGUCCUAUUAAAGGUAUAUUCACCAUGUUAUGAGAAUUUGCCAUAUCAAUAGUAUACCCACAGUGCCUCCAGAGGAACUGCUGAAGAAAAAUUGAAGCCGGGCUGUGUGAAGUGAUCCAAGUAUUACCUAUCGGUGAGGGCUGCUAUUAUUAAGUAAAAGAAAACAUUACCAUAAGGUUCAAAGUUCUUUUGACUAUGCCUUCUCUCCAUAGGCAAUUAAAAAAGCCAAAAAUAAGCAGCCAUAACAAGUAAACAACUUUAAAAGCAAAACCCUCAAGCUCCAUCAAAAUGAAUGCAGCUGACUGGGAAAAGCAACAGUUAACCUAUUUGUCAAAUGAAGUUCUCUGCCCGUGUUCACUGCAACUGCAAAGUGCUCUUUCAUUUUCUUCCACGUGGUGGGGGAGCUUAGUAGCUCUAAUCCUGUUCAUCCAGAUGGCCUGUCAGGUUUUAUAGGCAUUCCUUAAAAACAGAAGCAACCUAAUCAUGGUUCAGGUAAUUUAAAAGAAAUUCCUGCAAAACUGCAUCGUUCUUUAAAGCUAGCAGGCAAUAAUUCAUGGUGUUGGCAAGAGGACUGGUUUCCUCUCUUGCCACCAAUUUCAUAGACCCAUUCCUUAAUCUAUGUUGAUACAGGCUGUUCUGCAGUUACUUGUGCAUCUCCUCUUUCAUUUGAUGCUAUUUUACUUGCAGCUGAGGAUAUCGACUGACAUGCAGAUCCCACUGGAAUUAUUACUGGUCCCUUAUUGCACAGCUGGCUACCCAUCUGGCAGUAAGAGCUCAAAGACAGAGAUGUCGCACCAUUCUCAAACCAUUUCAGGUUCAUGCUCCAACAUAAACCAGAGCCAACUUUGUCACAACUUUCUUGAGUUGCAAUAGCAGCUUUCAUGAGAAAAACUGAGUAGACAACUAUAAUAGGUUACACACAACUGCCAGAUCUGCUACAUGCAAGUCAACACCCUGUGAAAUACAGCCUGAGCUUGUCGCCAGAACUGAAGGUCAGGCUUUAACUGUAGCUAUCACCAAAAUAUGGUUUCCAGAGUGAGGUGUUUUGGGCUGCAGCUACACAUCUUGUCAGCCUAAUGUCAAACGACACCUGCAUAAGUGCUGCUGGCCUCUGUAACUUCCAACUGCAUUUUCACUGCUUAUCUAUUGACUUUAUCAGUAAGUGAUGAAGCAGCACUCUGCCCAACCUCAAGUUUAAGAGAACUGAAGAUAACAGCAAGUGCCAUAUUUUUGGAUGGAAGUAUAACACUUGCCAAACGAUUCAAAAGUCUUCAUUAGAUAACUAAUACAGUAGGAAAAAAGCAACAAAAGCCUCAGGUAUUCAAAGCGCAGUUGCUUAAGCCAGGCUCAGUUUACAGUGUCUCACUAGACACUGAAAAUACCAGGCUCUUUGGGUUUGAUUUCCCAUUGCUUCUAACAUGCACAGCAUUCUUUCAAAAGAGACAGCAGUGGAGAAUAUUAACUGCACCUCUGCUUAGACACUGCAAAGAAAAAAUGUCAUGUUGUCUAUCGCCCACCAUCCUGAGCAGCUGACAGGUGCUGAAGCAGCAGCUUCUGAGCACUGCCAAAGCUCCUGUCCCAUACCCACACCCCAGCACUCUGCCUACUCUUGGGGCACCAUCAGUGCUUGAAGGGAUGCUCUGCUGCACCUUUGCUCCCACAUCAUCCACACUGCCAGCAAAGGCUCACAGUGCCAGUCCCUGCGGAGCUCCUUUGAAACAGGAGCAGUAAAUGGGUUUUACUAAUAACUUGGAGAAUUUCAAUACACUGAAAACAUUCUCAGUUUAACCCAAUAUUCUUUUGAAUGCCAUUUGACAAUCAGAGAGGGAAAACAAGGAAAUACUUCAAUUUUCAUGUAUUUUAUUUACAGGCCGCACAAUACAUUUUAUAUACAAAUGGCUUAAAAUAACAAAGAGUAAGCAAGCUGAAGCAUAACAAUUUAUUUUAAAUUAAGUUGUCUCGAAAUAACUCCUGCAAUAAAGUUUCUUCACCCUGAUAAGCAAGUUAAUUUGAUUUUAAGUCAACCCAAGGUAAUUUUAUUUUUAAAUAUAGAAUUCAAAUAAAUUUUCUGGUGAUUCCUUAAUUUCAUGACACACUCUGCAAACACAGAACAUCCCGAAACUCUCAAGAAGGGUAAUAGCCAAAAUUUCCUCAUGUAAAAAACACUAUAACAGAACAGACUGGAGAAAUGUUGUAUGUAAAACACUUGCAUGUUUUAUUAAUGAAAAGAAGAAUGCAAGUAGUAUGUCUGACAUUUUUCUCUCUCGGAAACAGAAUUUACGGUCCAAGACCUAAUUUGCCUGCAGACAAGAGGUAUCCUGUGUUACUUCAGUACUUUAGAAGAUAAUUGUGUGGUAAAAACUGAACUCAUCCAACUGUAAACUUCACCAAAACUGAAAGCAAAAGGAGAAAAGUGCUCAAAACCCUAAGAACUUAAACGUGGCACUUACUGUCUCUGCUUCUAGAAAGCACCUGACACUACUGUGAGAUGGAGAAAAUUUAAGAGAAACCACAUUUUAUGAAAACAUGAGGAAAUAUAGAAAUUUGCCAUUUUAAAAUUAUUUUACCAAAAAAUUAAAAUAGCAUUUAAGGACACAUGUAUUUUUAUACCUCUUCCCCUAGUAUUGCUCAUUCUGUUCAGGAUAAUGACAAGUAGAGAUCCACAAAAGCGGUUUCAUUUUCCUUUGGCUGAAUUUAAGCAUUAUAAUAGUCUUAAGUGUUUUAAGUCAUGGUCAUAAGCAGUUCAGUCAUGUUCACUUUCCUCCUCUUGGUAUGACUAAAGACGACUUAAUAUAAAUAAUGAAGUACUUGCUAUUUGAUAGUCCAUUAUUACAGUAUUUCACUACAUUUAUUUAGAAAUGCAAACACAUAACACUUACUUCUCAAUGUGGUAUCCAGGUCUCUAUAGCUCACUUGGGAAUUGCAGCACAGAAAACAUAAACCCAAAGGAAUGAGGGAGAAAGUAAUAAAAGCCACGUCUCCACAGAAAAAGAACGCUGCUUUCAGAAUGUCUACUACUGCAUCAAAAAUGCAAGAGCCACAUGAUGUAAAAUGCCAGACUAGUACAGGCUCUGCUGAGUGGAGUUCACGCAUAAGGGUAAAAUGCUGCCAUAAGCACCUCAUCAUGUGAUUUAAUUCAAAAGAAAAGUUGACAGGUAAUACACAGGUCCGGUACAAAUUAAUGUGGACCUACUGUCCUUAGAUCCAGGCAGUUCCCUAGCUGCUAUCCUGCUCAGACACAGCUCCAGGCCAGGUGAGAGUGACUGCAGGCACCAAUCCUCCAGCCACAGCCUCAAGGGCAGAGCUCCACACCUGCACCAGCCCAGGAGGAAGGGUGUCAGCAGAAGAGCCAAGAAGAUUCCCUGGAUUGCAGAAAAGACAAUCUCUUCAGAGUUAUCACAUAUAGAAAUACAUUAACUUUCUCUAAAUUAUCCCAACACUGUUGUACCAGGCAAAUAUAGUGUUCAAAGUCACAGGCAAUAAUCCUUAAGCUGGAGAAACAUCAUUGUACAGUAUUCAUCUGCUACAGUAUGCCAGAGUUUUGUUUCUGAUUCAUCUGGAAGCUUUUUGUACCUCCUCUCUCUUCACUUGUGCUGGGGCUGUUGGGGUUUUUUUUUUUUUUCCCAUGGCCAAAGACUGAGGUCCAUUCUGGCAGAACAAUGUCUGAAAGUGCUGCCAGCCCAUAAACAAACUGCACACUCAUCUAUAGAUGCAGAGGGAACUGACUUCUCUACAUUGAAUGAAGCUAACUAAAUGACUUGAAAAUUUAUGUCCAAAAGGGAAGGUAGGAGACACAGCUUCCUCCUUGUAUUUUUGUAUUGGGAGUCAAUUAAUUUAGUUCUCUGAGAUCUAUUUUCCAUUUGAACUUACCUGUGUUUUUAGCCAACAACUGCCAGCAGUUACACCUCAAGUGCAGGUGGGUAACCUCAGACUGCACAUCUUUAGUGAAACUAAGUGCAUAUAAGCUUUGAAAGCUUGAUUCUAGGAAAAAAAAAUACCCAAAACAAGAAAUCUGUGUGUAUAUUUGUGGGUCUGGUGUUUUUAAAGAUUAGUAAACAAAAAGCCUUAGCUCACUGUCUGUAUCGAAAUAAGACCAAUAGUUUCUGUCUUUAAAAUUUUACUAGCAGAAAAAUGCUAUGGGGAUGUCUUUACUCAAGGAAAAAAAAUGGUUCUGUGCACUGUCAUUCCCAUGAAGCUUUUGCCUUUCUUAAGCACAGGCUAUUCAGGUUGUAGGUAUUUGUUUUUGACCUGACCACUUUUAUUUUCAGAUGGCAGCAUUUUCUGUGUCUAGUGAAGGCAACUGCCAGACUUGGGGACAGGGUAAGCAGCAGGAUUCUCUCCAUUCCUCAUCUGCCAGAUCCUCAAACACUAGACAGAGUUAGCGAAGAGAAUUUCCCCAUGCUCUACAGUGUGGGAAUUAGCCAUACAUGAGUCAGGAUUUUAAAUUAAAACUAAAAACCAACAGCUUUGGCUUCUAUUCUGAAAAUCCAAAAAGUCAUUGACAAGACAUUUGUAAUAGUGUAAGUAAAAAUUUUACUUUUCAAAAAGUAGUUUUUAAACACUCAGUUACAUAAGGUACCGAUUUGUCAACUGGAUAAUCAGUUGGAAAAUUGUUUCCAAUAUGGGCUUCAAGACAUUCUUUUACGUACAGCCAAAACAUAACCAUACCUCCUCUCUGCAGGAGAGACUACUUGUUGUCAGAGGAAACAACAACAAAAAAAAAAAACAUGCUGGAAAUUGUAAUUAGUAUGAGGAGUGGCUCUUGGUAAGAG
Messenger RNA from Passer domesticus (house sparrow), 19946 nucleotides. RefSeq names its product M-phase specific PLK1 interacting protein (gene MPLKIP). NCBI's taxonomy places the organism in Eukaryota, Metazoa, Chordata, Aves, Passeriformes, Passeridae. Bases 926 to 1483 code for a protein of 185 amino acids. The record is from RefSeq and is a predicted model, not a curated record. Gene Ontology annotation, cellular component: nucleus; centrosome; midbody. The transcript is spliced from 4 exons.